Molecule: messenger RNA, 669 nt
Organism: Thalassophryne amazonica
Lineage: Eukaryota; Metazoa; Chordata; Actinopteri; Batrachoidiformes; Batrachoididae
Product: odorant receptor 131-2-like
Exons: 1
Coding region: 1-669 (222 amino acids)
Biological process (GO): G protein-coupled receptor signaling pathway
Cellular component (GO): membrane
Molecular function (GO): G protein-coupled receptor activity
Source: RefSeq, a predicted model, not a curated record
AUGAAUCCUCUGUACAUCAUUUAUAUUCAUCUGGUGAUCAACAACAUGAUCCAACUGAUUGUGUCAGUCAGCCUGUUCAUCCUCUCCUACACCGUCUACAACAUGAAUACCUCCUUUUGUCGCAUCUUAAUCUUGAUUGCUCUUUUCACCACUGAAAACACUCCUCUGAAUCUGGCUUGCAUGGCGGUGGAAUGUUACAUCGCCGUCUGCCUGCCUCUUCAUCACAAUCGGAUCUGUACAGUCAGGAAAACAAGAAUUCUGAUCGGUCUAAUCUGGAUAAUAACCAUGUUUUCUGUUCUUCCUGAUCUUUUUGUCACCUUGGCAACUGAGCCCAUAACGUUUUUUAAUUCCAAAGUGUUCUGUCUCAGGGAGACUGUCUUCCCAAAUCCACACUUGAUAAAAAAAAGAGACGUUAUGAAUCCUGUGUAUCUAAUAACUGUUGGUUUGGUUAUUGUUUACACUUACUUCAAGAUUGAGUUCGCUGCAAAGUCGACCAACAAAGACGCCAGAAAAGCCAGGAACACGAUCCUCCUCCAUGGCGUUCAGCUCAUGUUGUGUAUGGGUACAUAUAUUAUGCCCACAUUGCGUCAUAUGACAAGAAAACACUUUCCCAAACAUUUUACAGAUGCCAGUUUUGCUGGUUACAUUGUUGUGCAGAUUUUGCCAUGA